Messenger RNA from Suillus subaureus, 534 nucleotides. RefSeq lists its product as uncharacterized. Bases 1 to 534 code for a protein of 177 amino acids. The transcript is spliced from 2 exons. The record is from RefSeq and is a predicted model, not a curated record. Lineage: Eukaryota; Fungi; Basidiomycota; Agaricomycetes; Boletales; Suillaceae.
AUGGGUCUCAUGGAAGUGCACUGCAGCCCUGCUAAACAGCAUCAAUUCAUGGAGAGCCUCAUUGCCUACAUGGGCAGUGACAUGCCCAUCCAUUUGUGUUAUGCUGCUCGCAUUGUCCGAGAAGAAAUUGUCUUGAUUGAUGCCAUUGAUAUAAAUCUGCAGGACAUGGUUUUGACCAAGUUAUCCCCCACUAUCCUGACUACAUUGUUUGUUACACCGUUCGAUACUAUCACAGAGCAGCAGUGGUGGGACAUGAUGAUAAUGGCAUGGUGCCAUGCUGAAUUUGUCAUUGAUGACAUACACUGUUUCGAGUUCCUUCCCAUCCUUGUGGAAGGCAUGAAGAGGUAUAUGUGGUUUGCUUUGGAAGAUGAUCUCAAGCAGCUUGUUAGUGUUGUGGGUGGUAUUCUCAGAGCACUGGAGAGGCAUGACUCAGAGCAAGGAGAGGGCGUCGUCGUUACUGUGAAAGAGUUCAGGACAGUAGCCAGCAAUAUGCUUGGGAAGUUGGUCAAUAGUAAAGGAGUUAUCAGUCCCUGA